Messenger RNA from Adineta steineri, 9354 nucleotides. The record is from the annotation of a GenBank genome assembly. Lineage: Eukaryota; Metazoa; Rotifera; Eurotatoria; Adinetida; Adinetidae.
AUGGGUCAGAACUUAUCCAUCGUUAAUUCUCAAUUUAUCGACUUAGCUAAACUCGAUAAUAACAUUGGUGCUAUUGCUACGACCCUAUCCAUAGAUGAUAAAGAACAAGAAGAUGUUAAUUUAUUUAUAUCUCGAAACAUUUCAUCUGACAUCUCGAAUAAUCGAAUGGUGAACAUCGAAGGACAAUUGAUCAAUCGGAUUCACCAGCAUCUAUUACGAGCAACUGAUAUAUUCGAAUUGAAAAACAUUGAUUCAAAAUUGAAUGAAACAUUCAAAGAAAAAAUUCUUCCAUCAGUAAUCACUGAUUUUGAAGAAGUAAUUAAAGAAAUCAACAACUUACUUGAUAAAAAACAACAAUUACAUGAAUCAUUUUUGCAAAACUUACACGAAAAAGAAUCGAAUAAAAUCCACGAAGAAAACGACGCAUCAAAUAAACAUGGCUCAUCGCUUACCUCAAAAUUGUCCUCUUUUAUUUCAACACUAGUUGAUCAUGUUCAUGUUAGUGCUCCAGAACGAUCAAUCCUGAAUAUUCUAUCAAAGAUUCCUAAUAAUACUGUCUAUCUCAAAGAUAUUCUUUGUGUACUUCAACAACUGAUAUUUGAUACAGAUCAUAUUUAUGAUAUUCAAAAUAUAUGCAACCAACUCAAUAGUAACUUUGAACAAGUUCAUCACAUAUGGAACGAAUACAAUCCAUCAGAUUCAAUUAUUUCCGAACCCACUACUUCUCUAGAAGAUAUUCUAUCAAAUUCAUUGAACUAUUUGAAAUUAAUUAAUGUUUAUCCUAACGAUAAACUGAUGAAAACUUCAAAGAAAACUUUUACUGGACAAAUCGUUGCAUGCAUAAUCUUUGCUCAUAUUGAUUUUUAUCAAACUAUUCAUACACGAUAUAGAUUUCAAUCAGGUUCAAUGAAAAAAUCGAUCUCAUUUGAAUUCCAUUCUCAAACAUUUAAAAUCUUAUUCAACAUUAUUCAACAAAUAACAACAAGACAAAUGCAAUUAAAUCUAAACGAACAAUUUAUCGAAAAUAUUUGUUUGAAAUUAUUUACAACACAUUUAAAAUUUCUUUCGGCAAUGACAACAGAUCAUCAUCGAAAUCUUUCUCAAAAUAUGGAAACAUCAUCGACUGAAUCGAACGACAGUAUUCAUUGGAAUCGUUUUAUGAACAACAAUGAAUUGCAUCAUUGGUUUGAUACCUUGUUGAUAUUGACUACUGACAAGUAUGAAUUGAAUAUUCGUCGACAAGCAUCAAAAGCGAUCAUUUAUUUAAUCGAUAUACAAUCAGAAUCAUUUAUUGAUAAAUUAACAUUACUGCAUAAAUAUAUUCUUGAAAAUAAAAAUUCCGUAUUGAUCGAACAAAUUGCAAUUGAAUUGAGUACAAAUGCAAUGUUAUUAAGUUGGAUACAACUCUUAGUAAAUGAUUUCAAAUCAAUGACAACAAGUCCAUGUUGGGUUAUUUUUAAUUCAUUACUUAAUAUUUAUUUUAAUUCAUCAAUAAUGAUCAUAUCGAAAAUGUCUAUUGAAAAAAUAUUCGUACGAUUUCAACAGCUCGUUUUUGUUCAAUUAAUCGGCAAAUAUCAAAAUAAAUAUAUUAUUGCAAAUGAUGAUCAUAGAAUCGAUUCACUUGCUAUUCAAUAUAUAGAACAAAUAUUUAAUCAAGAAUUAGUUGUUAAUGAUUUAUUUAAAUCGAUUCUACUUGGUUUAGGUGUCAUGACAAAAAUCGAAUUUCCAGCAAUUCGAUCGUUUUUUAUGACCGUUUUACCGUUGUUAGUCGAAUUUAUAUUGAAGAAUAUGAAUCAGAAGGAAGAUCAUGUACAAUAUAUGUAUUGGUUAUUAGGACAAAUGAUUAAUACUUUGAUUAUGGGUCCUCCGAGUGAUCCUUUCGAAAUGAAAUAUAUCGAUAAAUUAAAAUCACCAUUAUUUGCUGGUGGAUGUGAGAAGAUAGAUCAGUCGAAUUUACUUGAAUCAAACAUAGCUGUUUACUGUCAAUUACCAUCAAUCAAUGUUCAUGAAGAAACAUCAGUCGAUGAGGAAUUUUUAAUGUCAAUUUACAAUAAUACAGAUCAAGGUGAGCGAUUAAUAUCAAAACUGCGAUUGUCAAUUAAAGAUAAACAGUGCGUACUUCAAAAAUCAAUUGAAAAACAAGCGAAUGAUGCAUGUGCUCAUCUAUUUGCUGUCUAUAUUAAACACUAUCGUCGAAUUAAUCUUGCUAAAGACGAGCUUAAUCGAGAAGACAAUACAAAACCUCAUAAGAGUCUUUUAUCAAUUUUUAACCAUGCCAAUCGUAUUCGAAUAAUAUUCGCAACAACACGAGGACAAGGCGGUGAUUGUCAACAACUUUACGAACAAAUUCGAAUGAAAUGUUUAUUUCUUCUUCAAUCUGUUAAAGCAAAUCAUCUCAUUCCGAUAAUUAAAAGUUCGAAAAACGAAGAAUCAUCCAUGAUUUCAACAAAAUUAGACAAAAACUUAAUAUUCGAACAGAAAUGUUUACAAAAACGAAUAGGAAAAGAGUCACUUCGAUUACUUCGAGAUACUUUUCAAGCGUGUAUUCGAUUAAAAACAUUCAUGUUAAACAAGAAGAGAAUGCUCGAAGAUAAUCAAAAUAUUGAGGAUAUUCUACAUCGAACCAUAGCAAAUUAUGUUUAUGGUAAUAGUUCGAAUAAUGAUAUACAAUCCGAAUCGAAUGAACUUCUUCGAGCGAUGUCUUGUCAGAACGAACGAGCAAUGCUUAGAUUAAUUACCUAUAGAUUUAUGCACACAUUUCUUCAAAAACUCUGCCAGAUUGAACAAAAAACGAAUAUCAUGCUUCUAUUUGCGAUUUGUUUACCAUAUUUAAGGACUGGAGAUGUUCAAUGGUCCUAUUUAGAAAAUAUCCUUGCCGCUAAUGUUCAAUGGAAAGAUGAAAUCGGUCGAAUUUAUUAUUCGAUUGUUGAAAUCAUUCUAUCGAUGAAAAUCAAUGAACCAAUGGUAGUCUUCCAUUUAUUGAAUAUAUCGUAUACAUCAACAGAUAUUCAACAAUUACACCAACGAUUAUUUAUACCAUUCAUUAGUUGUCUCAAUGUUUCUUUUCGUGAAAAUUUUGUUGCAUUCAAUUGGUUUCGAUUGUAUAUUUUACAAUUAUGUGAAAACUUUCUCGUCAAUGAUUUACAAGAGAUAUUCGAUCAGCAGCUGGUGUUUAUCUUUCAUCAAUUGAUUUUUAAUGAAUUAAAACAGUUAUCAUCAAACGAUAUUGAACUCAUAGAAUCUCAAAAGAAUUCUUUUCGAAUAGCAACAUUUAACCCUGAACUGGGCAUAAAUCAAUGGUUGAUGUUACUACUUCGAUGUGUACAAUAUUAUGAGCAUGUACGAAUACUUUGCGCAACUGCUGACUAUAUUAAUGAACUCAUACGUAUCUAUCGACAUAGUAAACAUUUAACUACGAUUUUACUUUCAUUAAAAAUUAUACGUAAACUUCUAUUAAACUUGCCUGAUAAACAAGAUGAAGUAUCUAAGACGAUCGUGACGAAUCUUUUAGAUGAUAUAUUACGUACUAUUGGUGAUAAUCUUCGUUCGUUUCAAAUAACAGUUGAUGUUAUCACCGAGCUGAUUUAUAUUUAUCGAACAAUGUUAUCAUUUCAAUCCCCCUGGCAAUCGAUGGCAACACAGACGAUUAUUAAUAUUAUUACAACAGCAUCGAUGGAUAAUAAUCUUCUAGCAGUAUUAAGUAUUUUAGGUGGAUAUAUUCAUCCAUUUUGUUUAGGCUCAAUUGUACAAGUCUAUGAUAAUGAUCAAAGCAAUAAUGAACCACAAAUGGCAGUCAUACUCGAAAUUGAUCGAUCGUAUUUAGUUCAAUAUUGUGAAAAUAAUCAAACGAAUUCGGUAACAGGAGAUCAACUACGAAUUGAGCUCGAUGUUUUCCCGCCGAAUCUUCUUGAUUUACCAAUUACGAAUGAAACUAUUGGUGAAUUGUUCGAUGUUUUGAUAUCUUUUAUUGAAACCGAUCAAUCAGUGAUAGAUCCGUUACUUGUAUUACAAGUAAAACGUCGAUCAAUUGGUGUUUUAUAUCGAUUAUUGAUGAGUAAAAAACUCUUGGAAAUUUUCAUGAGAAACUCCAAUGCAUCGUGUAUAGCCAGACUAUCAGCAUCGGCUUUGUCAACAACCCAUCGAUUACAACCAACUGAUUUGCGUCUUUGGAAUAAACGGCAUUUAGAGCAAUAUUGUUUAAGUUUAGAUCGAUGUGAAUAUUUAAAACAAAUCAUUGAUGAUAUAAAUGUGAAACGUGAAAAUGAAACACCAGUUCCCAUUUGGAAUCGUUUUAGAUUUAAAACAGAUAGAGAAUAUAUAGCUGAUGGUCAUCAAUGGAAACCGAUGGGAUCAAAAGACGAUAUUGAAAAAUUCAAGCAAGGUUGGACAGGUAACGAUGAUAUUUGUAUUGUGCCGAUGCCGCCUCAGCUCACUGGCCAAUGGAUCAUAGAAGAAUGUGGCGUUAGUCAUCGAUUUCCUGGACGAGUUUGUUUAAUAUCUGAAACUGGUAAUGCAUCAUUAGCUACAUUUAUUAUAGAUCAACUUCAUUUAACUAAAGGCAAUUGGUACUUUUGCGUUCGUCUGCUCGAAAGUCAUUUUGCUCAGAUUGGAUGGUCCACCACUGGAUUCAAUCCGAGUGAAAUCAUCGGCAUUGGUAAUGAUACAUAUUCAUGGUCUUAUGAUGGAUCUCAAGGAAUGCUCUACAAUCGAGAACAAGCAUUAUUUCCUACUAGUAACGUUCGUUGGAAUAUGAACGAUGUUUGUGGUUGUGGCAUUGAAAUCGAUGGUGCUAACACUCAAAUUCGCUAUUGGCUCAAUGGACAUUUAUUAGGCACGGCUUUUGCUCAUCAGAACUCAAUUGGUUUGACGGAAAUAUCAUGUGAUAUGUUACCGAAUGGAGUCGACACACCUUUUUUUCCUGGUGUUAGUUUAAAAGUCAAUGAUGCAUCUGUAUUGAGUUCAUGUGAGUUUAUAUUCAGUCCGGAAGAUAUGUACGAAUGUCCACUACCAAACGGUUAUAAACCAUUAUUAUUACCGACAUUGAUUAAGACAGUAACCUAUCCGUCUAGUGCUUAUUUGAUUAGUAACAGUGUUCAAGAUAACAUUUAUCGAAAACGAAAUGAUGAUUCGACCACUUUUCUACGUGAUUUCGUCAAUGAUAAUCAUCUUGAAACUGAAUAUAUCAUUGAUAAUCAUCAUUUAGUAUUACCGAAAGAUAGUCAAGGUUUCCUAUUAACUAUGAAUGAUAAUAGUAGUUCAUGGACAAUAAGUUUCGAUUUUCAACUGGAUAAAAUCUUACACGAUGAUAUUCCAUUAAUAACAUUGGAAACAUUUUCAAUAUCCAUUCCAUCGAGUAAAAUAACUGAUGAAACUCAAGCAGCGAUUACAUUCGAUGUCGAUAGUCAACAAAUCAAAGUUUAUAUCAACAAUGAAUGCCGAAUAUUCGAUAGUCCUGCCAUUGCUCAAUCCAAUAUUUAUCUUUUACCAACAUUAUCUGGUAAAAUUCAAAAGCUAGCUGUCUGGAACUAUGCUUUAUUAGACGAACAAAUUCGACGUCUCUUCAAUUUCGGAUUAUCCUAUGUAGUUACGGAUUAUCAUCGACUUAAAGAAUAUCGAAUGCAAGCCAAUACAUUGACAUUUACUUCGAACCAGAAAGAUUUUAUAGGUGAAUUUCUUGUACCAGUAAAUCAAUCAAUUGAAGCCGAGAAGAAUGAAUGGAAAUAUUUCAAACCAAUCGAUGGAACUGAUUACUCAACAAUACAAUUAUUCGGAAAUCAAACUUAUCUCAUGUUGGACAAAUCGACUAAUUUAUGGUUGGACUAUACAUUGAUUCUUGAUGUUUCUGUCGUACAUUUACCUAUCGCAAAUGAACAAUUGACAUUUGUAACACUAAAUUCACAAACAAACAUUUGUUUGACAAACGAUGGUUACAUUUGUCUUAUUAUCGAUGGUACACUGAAAAUCAAAAGUAAGCCUAUAUGGAAAUUAAAUCAAUAUGUACGUUUACUAAUAUCUGUUCACGCGCAAUGUCUGAAAAUCUAUGUGAAUGGUAUACUUGAGCUCGAUAUUUCUGUCGAUAAUGAUCAAUUCAUGAUUAAAGACAAGUACAUUAAACUAUUUUGUGAAGAUCAUUCUACUAAGAACACAGUUGAUGAUAAUACAAUUCGGAUUGAAUGUCGAUCGAUUACCUAUAUGAAUUGGUUUAUAGAUAAUAUCGAUGAACAAAUGAAAUCAGUUGACUAUUCAUUAGAAAAUAUUGUUGCACCACCAUAUUCCAUUAUGUCACCAAGUUUGAUUUCUAUUGGACAUGAUGAAUCACUGAUCAAGACGAUAAUGAAAGAAAAUUUAGUUAAAAAUUGUCAAUCAAUUGAUAGAAUUAUUCGUGAACAACAGGAAGCACCUCUCAAAGCAAUGAUGGCUGAAAAACUCAGACGUCAACGUGAUCUUAUAGGAAAAGUGAGUCCAUCAAUCGAUAGAGAAAAAGUUCAAAAUUUGCUACAAAUUUCUGAAUUUGAUACCGAUGAAAAGAUCAUUGCUCUUGGCGAGAUUUUAUUCGAUCGAUGGAAUGAUAUACAAAGCUCUAAUCCAUUACCUGACACCGAUAUUAAUCUCACUGAAUGGCUUCAAGAUAAAUCCACGGUAUCCGCUGAAGAAGUCGAUCCUACCUAUCAAUUACUAGAUUUAAAUCGAUCUAUACAAGAACAGACAACAUUAACCGAUCGAGUUGAAGAACAACGAAAAAAGAUUAAAAAAUCUAGUGAAUAUAAUCAUCAACAAAUAGCUCAUCGACAAUUUAAUGAUUCACGUAUAGCUUGUGAACAUGGAUUGAUAUCCAUGUAUGCUCAUUAUACAAUUUUAACUAUGUUAAAAGUUUGGUCUACUGAUGGAUCAUGUUUAUUUCCAUUGGAGAAAUUUGGUGAUUCUACAUUUAUUAUAACAUUAUUGAAACUAUUAGAUUAUCAUUAUAAUUAUACACGGUUACAUACAGAUGAAACUAUCGAUCGAAUGAGUUUAUUAAUUACAUCAAUACUCAAAGUCGAAACUAAUGAAUUACUGAAACAUCAUGAAUCGAUUAGUAGAGAAAUCUUACAAAAUAAAGCACCAUUACUUUAUCAAUUGCAAAAGAAUUUCAUUAUUCAAUCAAUUCAAUUUCUCGCGGAUAAAUCAUUAUUACUCUAUGAUUAUGAUGAUGAAUCGACUAUGAUCGAUAAACAAUCUAUGAUACGAAAACCAAAUUUAAAUUUUAUUCUCAAAGUUAUCAAUCUAUUUGUUAAACUACUCACUGAUCAAUCAACAAUAUCACAAAAUGAAAUCGAUAUUUUAAUUCCUCUGUUAUUUCCAGCAUCACUCAUCAAUCAACUAUUCAAUUUAUUUAUCGUAAGUCCAAUGCAACAAUCGAAAAUAAUCAUUAUCCAUUUAUUUUCGACUUUAAUACAGAAAAGCAAAUAUUUCAAUUUGAGCGAACGUAGUCAACAUUUUUUAUAUCAAUUAUCAAUUGAAUUACCACCUGAUUCAACAUCGAUGAAUAGUCGAACGACAAAAACAUUUCAAAUUGCGAUUGCCGACUUGAUCUAUUUACUUGAUGAGAGACAUCGACAUCAAAAUCUAUUGAUCAAAAUAGAUUUUUCUCAGUUUUCUCAACAUAACAACAAUCUAUUGACAUUUAUUGAUGUUAUCAAUGCCUUAACUGAUAAAAGCAAACGAACGCUUUUUCCAGAGGCAUUCAUUCUUCAAUUUACUAGAGAUGAACUUGAACAAUCACAUUGUCAUUUCGAUACAACUGCUGAUCUUCAGCUGAUUGAUUUUAUAAAUCAUCAUGCCCUUACUAAUGAAUCUUUCGUUGAAUUGAUUAAUAGUCUACCAACUGAUGUCUCACAAAAUCCAACAUAUUAUAAAGCCUAUCCAUCUUUAUGGCAUAUUCCAACUACUUGUAUUCAAAUUCGUAUCAAAUGUGUAUGGCAAUUGAAUAUACUCGUCGAAAAUGUGAUAUCCAGUGUUGAUUUUAGUUUGUUGCCUGGAGAAAGUAUCCUAACUGACAAAGUUCGGGCAGUUAGACCUUACGUAUUAUAUAAAACAAAAUUGCCACUAUUUAACACAACUCUCAUGAUGACCGAGCUUCCAUCACAAGGUGACAUGAUAACAGUUAAUUUUGAUACUGUUCGAGCCAGUAUUAAAGAUGAUCAUGGUUUAAAUACAAUGUUUAAUCAAGCCUACGAACAAUUGUAUGACAAAGCUCAAGUACUAUUUCGACGACAGGACGAACGUCUAUGGAAAGCACAAUAUCUUGGCAUGCAUAGUACGGAUGCAGGUGGACCUUAUCGAGAUUCUAUCACGUGCAUUUGCUCAGACAUUUGUAGUGAACGCCUGCCAUUGUUUAUUUUAUGUCCUAAUGGACGAACAAAUAGUGGUUCGAAUUGUGAUCGAUGGAUUCCAAAUGUAUAUUCGCCAGAUAAACUGAUUCCUAAUCGAACAAAAAAUCAAUAUCGAUUCGUCGGACAAUUGAUGGGUAUGGCUAUACGACAGAAGAAUUAUCUUGAUUUGAAAUUUCCUAUGUUAUUAUGGAAACAAUUAGUUCGAGAACAAAUAACAAGUGAAGAUAUUGAAGCAAUCGAUAUACAGAGUUUUACAAUGAUCAAUGAAAUGGAGAAAACAAUGCCAGAAAAUGAUCAAUCAAUUGAUCUUGAUGAUGUACUCAGUAGUAUAUUGGAUGAACUACGAUUUGAAGUUGUCAGUUCAAAUGGAUCAACAUUUGAACUUGUUCCUAAUGGUCAAGAAAUACCAGUAACGAUAGCAAAUUUCAAAGAAUACUGUGCGAGUUAUCGUAAUUAUCGUUUGAAUGAGUUUCAUCGUCAAAUCGAAUUUAUUCGUCAAGGUUUAUACAGUAUUAUUCCUGGCUACUUUUUGAGUUUGUUUACAGGCAGUGAAUUAGAAGAAGCUGUUUGUGGAAAAGGUGAAAUAGAUGUAGAAUUAUUAAAACGCAACACUAACUAUGGUUCUGCUUAUAGUCCAGAUGCGCCAUGUAUUCAACGAUUUUGGAUCGUUCUUGGUAGUAUGUUUACAGAAGAGCAGAAGAAAUUGUUUUUGAAAUUUGUCUGGGGAAGAUGUACAUUACCGAAUAGAGAUGAAGAUUUUACAGCUCGUUUUACAAUUAAUGGAUUUGAUAUAACUAAUGGUCCCGUCGAUGGAGCGCUACCAAGAUCGCAUACAUGUAGUUUUGCUCUGGAUUUACCAGAGUAUUCGUCAACAGAUGUUAUGUAUGAUCGAUUAAAUUAUGCUAUUACAUAUUGUUCAAGUAUUGAUGGCGAUGGUAAUAUGAACGAGAUGCCUGAUUCAGCAAUUCUUAUCGACGAUUAA